This is a messenger RNA of Capra hircus (goat), 12910 nucleotides long. RefSeq names its product additional sex combs like 2, transcriptional regulator (gene ASXL2). Gene Ontology annotation, biological process: animal organ morphogenesis; positive regulation of transcription by RNA polymerase II. Bases 359 to 4711 code for a protein of 1450 amino acids. The record is from RefSeq and is a predicted model, not a curated record. NCBI's taxonomy places the organism in Eukaryota, Metazoa, Chordata, Mammalia, Artiodactyla, Bovidae. Gene Ontology annotation, cellular component: PR-DUB complex. The transcript has 13 exons. Gene Ontology annotation, molecular function: chromatin binding; DNA binding; peroxisome proliferator activated receptor binding.
UCCCUGUGGCCCCGCGCGGGAGGCGGGGGCGCGCGCACGCUCGUUCGCGCGGCCGGCUGCGUACAGUAGUGACGGCCGCGCGGGAGCGGUCACAUGACCGUAGCGGCUGCCUGUACAGUAAGGACCCAAUAUGGCAGCGGCGGUAGCAGUGGUAACGGCAGCAGGAGGACCGGCCGCCCCAUAGACCGCCCCCAGCGCACCACCCCCGCCGCUUCCUCUGCUCCGGUGCUCCUCCGGCCUGACUUCCCCUUUCUCCCACCUUUCCCGGCACCGCGGGAAAAACAGCGCAGGGCAGAGCAGGCAGGGAGGGCGGCCGGAGCCCGGACACGGGAGCCUCCCAGUCAGUUCAAGACCCGACAUGAGGGAAAAGGGCCGUAGGAAGAAGGGCAGGACCUGGGCGGAGGCCGCCAAGACGGUCUUAGAAAAAUAUCCCAAUACACCCAUGAGUCAUAAAGAAAUUCUUCAAGUUAUCCAGAGAGAAGGACUAAAAGAAAUCAGAAGUGGAACUUCCCCUCUUGCAUGCCUGAAUGCCAUGCUGCACACAAACUCCCGAGGUGAAGAAGGCAUCUUCUAUAAGGUUCCAGGUAGAAUGGGAGUAUAUACUUUGAAGAAAGAUGUGCCGGAUGGGGUGAAAGAGCUUUCAGAAGGUUCAGAAGAAAGCAGUGAUGGUCAGUCAGAUUCCCAGAGUUCUGAGAACAGCAGCAGCAGCAGUGAUGGUGGCAGCAACAAGGAGGGAAAAAAGAGCAGGUGGAAAAGGAAAGUAUCAUCUAGGCUGUCACAGCCAUCUUCUCCUCAUUCGGGCUGCCCAUCUCCUACCAUUCCAGCAGGUAAAGUCAUUUCUUCAUCACAGAAGCACAGCAAGAAGGCACUAAAGCAGGCACUAAAACAGCAACAACAGAAGAAACAGCAGCAGCAGCAAUGCAGGCCAAGCAUGUCCAUCUCCUCCAACCAGCACCUGUCUCUGAAGACUGUCAAAGCAUCCAGUGACCCUGUACCUGCCAAACCUGCAAUAUGGGAAGGAAAGCAAUCUGACGGACAGUCAAGCAGCCCUCAGAACUCAAACUCUAGCUUUUCUUCUUCUUCGGUUAAAGUGGAAAAUCAUCUGCUGGGCCUGGGGAAGAAGUCAUUCCAGAGGUCUGACAGGCUCCACACAAGGCAAAUGAAGAGAACUAAAUGUGCUGAGAUUGAUGUUGAGACGCCAGAUUCCAUUCUGGUUAAUACAAACCUACGAGCGCUAAUCAACAAACACACCUUUUCAGUCCUUCCUGGAGACUGCCAACAGCGACUGCUUUUACUACUUCCAGAGGUGGAUCGACAGGUUGGUCCAGAUGGUCUGAUGAAGUUAAAUGGCUCAGCCCUUAAUAAUGAGUUCUUCACUUCAGCAGCCCAAGGCUGGAAGGAAAGACUUUCAGAAGGUGAGUUUACACCGGAGAUGCAGGUGAGAAUUCGACAAGAGAUUGAGAAGGAGAAAAAAGUAGAGCCAUGGAAAGAACAAUUCUUUGAAAGCUACUAUGGUCAGAGUUCUGGCCUGAGUCUUGAAGAUUCAAAGAAAUUGACAGCUUCACCCAAUGAUCCCAAAGUAAAGAAAACCCCAGCUGAGCAACCAAAAUCUACGCUUCCUUCAGAGGCCUCACCUGUCAGUAUAGUCCCAGUAAUUCCUCAGUUAGAAUCUAAAGAAGAAGUACUGCAGAUGCCAUCACCAGUCAGAAAAGAAGAGCAUGAAAGCCAAGAUAAGACGCAGCCACACUCCACAGAGCCCCUUCUUUCCCCGGCUACCAAUACAAAUGAGCUUAGCAGCAUUCCUCCCAUCAAGUGCCCUAAGGAUGAGGCUCUUGUGGAGCAAAAGCCAGUUGCCUCUGCUGAACAGGAAUCUGAGAAAGAGAAUCAUCUCACUACACCUUCAAAUUAUAAUAAAAAUGAAAGCCAGGAAGCUUUAGUUACUUCCCUGAGCAAACCCAAGAGUCCUGGGGUAGAAACAACAGUAAUGAAGCCCACAAUAGAAGCAGGUCCACAGGAGACAACUAUGAAAGAGCCUCCAUCAACUCUGGCUGAUCACAGCCCAGAAAGCCUCAAGAGGAAAUCUUCUCUCACCCAAGAAGAGGCCCCGACAAGCUGGGAGAAAAGGCCGCGUGUCACUGAGCAUCGCCAGCACCAGCAGCCAUUUCAGGUCUCCCCACAGCCCUUUCUCAGUAGAGGGGACAGGUUCCAGGUGCGGAGAGUACCACCCCUCAAGAUCCCGGUCUCCAGAAUCUCUCCCAUGCCGUUUCCUACAUCGCAGGUCUCUCCCAGGGCUCGUUUUCCAAUCUCCAUCACUAGUCCUAACAGAACAGGAGCCAGAACCCUUGCAGACAUCAAAGCAAAAGCCCAGCUUGUCAAAGCACAGAGGGCAGCCGCCGCCGCUGCAGCCGCAGCCGCUGCUGCCGCCUCAGUUGGAGGGACCAUUCCAGGACCUGGCCCAGGCGGUGGACAGGGUCCAGGGGAGGGGGGUGAAAGGAGAACUGCUAGAGGAGGGGAUCCUGACUCAGACAGAGUCAGUGAGCCUGGCAAGGGCCCCGCACUGGAACUGGCAGGAACUGGAAGCAGGGGAGGUCCGAGAGAGCUUUUACCCGCUGGGCCAGACACUCACCCCCAGUCUGAGACCAGGACCGCAGGCCAGCCACAGCCUCAUAGUGGCCCUGGAGCACAACUACAGCAAACCCCCUCAGUGCCUCCCGCAUCUGCCGUCGGUGGAGCAUGUGCCGGUGUCCCCUCACCAGCCCACAUUCAUGCACUCCCGCCAGCUUUAGGAAAAUUAAGUAAUGAAAAACUAAAUCCCCCCAGGGCAACAGGCACGGUGGCCUCUCUUAGUCAGCCCCAAGCGCCCAGUAACAGUAGGCAGGAGAAAGCACCUCCAGCUCCAGCAGAUCCUGCUCUGAUCACGGGUGCCUCGCCUGUUCAUUUUGCAGCCGCUGGCGCAGUGGAGCCUAAAGCAGGUUCUAGUAAGAAUGCCCCAAAUCCUCCGGCCUCAGCAGAGAUACGUGCUAGCGUUUCAGUGGAUACAACUGCCUCCCCUUUAACAUCUCUGUUAACAACAGCCACUUUAGAGAAGCUCCCUGUGCCCCAGGUCAGCGUAACCACAGCGCCUACCGCAUCAGCUCCAUCCUUGAGCACUUUGCCGGCAGCUUCUAGCCUUAAAACUCCGGGAACUUCUUCACAUAUGAAUGGACCCAUUUCAAGGCCAAGCUCUAAUAUCCCUGCUAAUAAUCCUUUGGUAACUCAGCUGCUGCAGGGCAAAGAUGUUCCCAUGGAGCAAAUUCUGCCUAAACCUCUCACCAAAGUUGAAAUGAAAACUGUUCCACUCACUACAAAAGAGGAGAAGGGGGUAGGAGCACUCGUAGGUACCAGCGUGACAGAGAACAGCACCAGAGAGGAAGUUCACGAGAGACCAUCCCAUCCAGCUGCACAGCACCUGGGUAAAACUUUGCAAAGUAAGCAGCUCCCCCAGGUUCCAAGACCCCUGCAGCUCUUUUCAGGUAAGGAUCUAAGGGACUCUGGCAUUGACACACACCAGUACCAAGAAGGACUCAGUAAGGCCACCCAAGAUCAGAUUCUUCAGACUCUCAGCCAGAGGGUUCGGAGGCAGAACAUUCUCUCAUUUGUGCAGCCCUCGCAGUUCAACUUUACUCACUCAGGUUUCCCGUUAGAGGACAUUUCCACAAGCCAGAGGUUCAUGCUGGGUUUUGCUGGCAGAAGGACAUCCAAGCCUGCGAUGGCAGGUCACUACUUACUUAAUAUUUCCACCUAUGGCCGGGGUUCAGAGAGCUUUAGGAGGACCCAUUCUUUGAACCCCGAAGACCGAUUUUGUCUGAGUAGCCCCACUGAGGCCUUGAAAAUGGGAUACACAGACUGUAAGAAUGCAGCAGGAGAUAGUAGCAGCGGGAAGGAAGAUGAUACUGACGAGGAAAGUACUGGUGAUGAGCAAGAAUCUGUCCUGGUGAAGGAGGAGCCACAGGCUUCUCAGAGUUCUGGCAAGUGUGAUGCGAGUUCAGGACCCCACAGUAGAGAAACCCUGUCCACCAGUGACUGUUCAGCUAAAAAGAAUGUGAAGGCAGAGACACCAGUGCCUGAGCAAACCCCUUUAAGUAAGGAGAAUUACCUGUUCACUCGAGGCCAAACCUUUGACGAGAAGACCCUAGCCAGAGAUUUUAUUCAGGCAGCGCAGAAGCAGAUGGCUCAUGCAGUGAGAGGUAAGACCAUGCGGAGCAGCCCAGAGCUUUUCAAUUCUACAUCUCUUCCUCUGCCUGCAGACAGUCCUACCCAUCAGUCUCUCCUCCUCCCACCACUGCAAACCCCAAAGCUGUACGGGAGCCCCACACAGAUCGGGCCAAGCUACAGAGGCAUGAUCAACGUCUCCACCUCAUCGGACAUGGACCAUAACUCCUCUGUCCCAGGGAUGCCCGACUGUAGUCAGGUGUCUAGCAAUGUUGGUGAUGUCAUGUCCUUUUCAGUGACUGUCACAGCCAUCCCUGCCAGCCAGGCCAUGAAUGCAGGCAGCCAUGGCCAGACCAUUCCUGUUCAGGCCUUUCCUGAGGAGAGCAGCAUAGAGGACACGCCUUCCAAGUGUUACUGCCGGUUGAAAGCCAUGAUCAUGUGCAAGGGCUGUGGAGCCUUCUGCCACGACGACUGCAUCGGCCCCUCCAAACUCUGUGUCUCCUGCCUUGUUGUUCGGUAAUGAGAUCAGAAGGAGAGCUCUCUGUAAAGGAGACAAGAAUGGGGAAGGGUUGACAGAUGUGGUUUUUGCGUUCUUUUGGAAUCAUAGAAAUAAACAAGUAGGUUUCAGUUUCAGUUGUCUUAAGAGACAAGUGUUACUUAAUCAGGAACACAGAGUACAGAUCUUACAUUUUAGAGAAAGAGCACCUUGUAUAGUAAGUCCAAGUCAAGCAAGACUUUGUGAAUUUGUGACAAGUUUGCACUUACAAAAUCAUGUAAAUAUGUCACAUCUCGUCGUAACGUUUUCCAGGUGUUUAGGUAAUGAUGUAUUACUUUGACUUCAGAUUGCGGUUCCCCUUCAUGUGACUGAAAAGUGUAAUGGCAAAAGGCAGCAAUUUCCCUUCUGCCCUUUCCUAAGAGGCCAGGGAAAGGAAGGAGGGCAGGAAUGGUCUGAGGAAAUGGCUGUUCAUGUUGAUUAUGUCUUGACAGUCUGACCGCAGGCUUUACAUAGAUUCUUCAGCCUUUGCAGAAUUUAGAUUGAGGGUUUACUCAGUCCCUUUACCUGGGUGGAACCUGCUCCAGUUCUUAUUUUUGGUAAGGCAUUAAUUUCAUGGGUAGUGUUUCUGACUCUGAAAGUUCUGCGUUGGUUCUUGGUUUCCACAGGCUAGUCCUGUUGCCAGGCACUCUGCUUGUGGUUUGUGAAUCCCUGCCAUUCCCUACUCCCACUUCUUGCCCUGAAGAGAGUGUGAACUAUGAAAGAGUUGCCUCACUAGACCCCUCAGGUCACCAUCCCCUGUGCAGGGCAGUGAUUCCAGCAAUAAUCUCUGAAGAUUUGGUCAUUCAUGGGAGCUUACAAACAAGUUUGAAAUACUAGUAGAAAAUUAACAGAGAAGUGUCAGUGAUAGAGUGUUCUGUUGGGUAAGCAGAAUUAAGGUGCAGAAAUUGUUGAACUGAAUUUAAGGAACUUUAGAAGACAAUUUUAACACUAGAAACAAAGUAGCCCCUCUCCCUGUCUUCUCUCCAACUUGUUACCUAAUGUUCUACAGUCAGCUGUAUCUACAGGUAGAAAAACUCAUUAAACCAUAUCUGCCCCAUGUUAUAUCUGUUUUGACCUCCCAGGCAUUUGAGGAGCAUGGAAGUCAUCUUAAUUAUAUUACUUUGAGCAUAUAUGUGUGGCAUACACACUGUAAAAGUCAGACGCUUUUUCCUAUUUUAGAAAACAUGUCCCCUGCUUUGGAUUACCGCUGUCUACACAUUAAAGUUUCUAAUGUAAAGGGGCUUUACUGAAUGACUAAGGGAACAUCUAGAAAGGAAGACAAAUCAGCUCCAAAUUUUUGUUUGUUCUUUUUUUUUGUUUCCUUUUUGUUGAAUCCUGUCUCUCGUAACUGAAGGAUUGUGAAUACAUGUGUUUAGGUCAUGGUUAAAGAAGAUGAAAAUAAAUCUAUGAUUUACCAGAAUUUGGUAUUAAAAAGUUGGGGAUUGUCAGUGUGCAUCGUUUGCAUAUGGAUUUCAAAUCUCCUAAUUUCAUGUGUGUAGAGAACAUGUGUUAGUGCCACGUAGCACAAUCAUCGUCGUGCUUAAUAUUCAGGAUGUGAUAUAUACAAAAUGCAGAACAGUUUAAACUCCUUAAUUAAGUCACAUUCCAAAUAGGGGAAAGUAGACGGUAAUAAUCUUAGCUUUGUCCCCAUUGUACUACCCACCUCUCCCUACCUCACCUCAAAUUAUACAUACACUGUUAAUACUUUCAAACCCCACAAGAAACUAUUUACUUCUGUUUUUUGUUUGUUUCUGAUUUUUUAAUGGUCCAAAGCAAAUAGAGGAUUAAUAUCUGUGUUCUAUUUCAGCCAAGACAAUUUAAUGUUCUUCUAACUUCCCUUUUUCUUCCAGCACACACAUAGCUAACAGAUAAGAAAUCUGCAAGGAUCCUGGGAUAAGGAGCAAGUUCUCCAGCCAGUAACCAGUAGAAAUCAAAAACCAUGGUUCUGUUCUCAAAUUGUCAGUGCCCUGGGUAAUCCCAAGGAGUGUUUAAAAGACCUGUUGAUAGUUAAAACUCUCCAUUCCCAGCUUUCUCACUCCCCACUUUAGUGGCAGGGCUGAGGGAUGGCCGGCCUGCCUGCCUGCAGUGGUGACUGUUUCAGAACUGACCCUACGGUGAACUUGGAACGAUCAAUUUGGAUUUUCAAAAUGAUUUUUUUUCUUCACGCCUUUCCUAUCAUAGAGUCUCUCCUCCAUAGUUCUCUUCAUCAAAGGAUGGACAGACUAACCAGGAAAGGAGGAAAGGCAUCAGGGAUUUUCAGGUCCAUUUAGAGAGCAAACCAUAUCGUGCCUAUUCAUCUUAACCCAGGCCCUUGAAGAGAGGCCCUAAGCAGUACCAUUCACCAGAUUCUCUUUACAAAUAAUCCCCAGCUAAUAAAAUAGUAAUCAUCAGUUAAGUGCACUGCCUCAAUCUUGGCUAAAUGAGAAAAUAGAUCCUGUUAGAUUGGUACAGAAUUGAAGGCAGUCUGUUUAUCAGUUUGUUUCAAAACAGUGGUGUCACGUAGAAGGUCAUCUCACAAUGCUGACUGAGCUGAAAGGACAAAAAUUAGAAUCUGGCUCUUUCAAAAACGAAGCAGUAGGAGCAAGAAAACCUUUAAAUUACUAGAGUAUCAUAUCCCAGUACCUUUCAAGCAGUUUUUAAUCUUAGGUUUUCAGUUACUUUCAGUUCAGUCUGGAAUGUGUCUAAUAAGUGCUCAGCUUGUUUUUAUGGUAUUAAGUUGCACUGUUUCCAGUGACUAGUCAGGCAUGCUGCCUGAUGCUGAUGCCUCCAGGGUGUCUUUGCCUUCAGAUAACCUUCCACUGUGGGCGGGUCACCUUGGGGAGAUGGCAUUAAUGAUGUAUCUAUCAUCUCAGUCUCACUGAUGAAUAUUCUAAGUUGUCUAGUAGAGAAGGCUCCCUGAGUCUUUAAAUUUUUUAUUAAAAUUCUUCCUCCUAUUAAAAAGCCGAAUAACCUGAAGUUGUUUGCCCUACAUAAUAACUCAUGUUGAAGAUACUGAAGCUGUCUGUAGUACCCAGUGUAACAUUUUUUAAAAAUUAGACCUGGCAGAUGGGGAAUUUUUCUUGCGGCAGGGAGGGAUACUUAUAUGGGCUGGGAAGGCACACAGUGUACAUAUCACAAAUUUAAAUAAAUAGAAGAUCGUAUUGCCUUCCAGGUGAAGGCGUAAACUCAUUCAUAAUCGGAUAGCUUACCAUCCUGAUUUCUUACUGCCUUUCUUCACCUUAAAGUCCUGAAGGCCUCUUGGGUGAAAUUAUUUGUUAAAAUGAGGGGGUCUUCUCUGGUUAUGACAUCACUGUUUAGAGCUCUGUCAGUAAGCAGUACUAGGGUUUUCUCUGCGACCUAGGGAUUUCAAUUCACAGCAAGGAGAGAAGUCUCCCCAUUUCAUUACAACAAUAUGCUAAGUAAAAAAAAAAAAAAAAAAAACUUGGCCAAGGGUAGCUUUCAGCUCAAUUCAUAGAAUAGUCCAAAGAGACUCUGAGAAAUAUGGUAAUAAGCAGGGAUCUUUCCUACCGUGUUUCAAUACCUACAUAACCUAUUGAAAGAGAGCAAUAGGUAAAACAGUUCCUAAAGUUGAAGUAAGAGCUUCAUAGAUUCUUGGUUACUUUAUUUUUUUUAAUGCUUUACAUUUGAUACAACUAUUAAAGAUCAAUUUUAAAAAAUAGCUUUCCAGUAAUAUAUUUUAAGUAAUAUAUAUUUUAAUAUCUAUGUAAAAAGUGACAGUGGAAGACUUUGAAUUUCUCAUAUAAGGUAUGUUUAAUGUAGGACCUCACUGUUAAGGCACAAAUUAUUUCAAAGAAAGUUACUCAAAGACACUCAGAUUAUUUCCAAAAAAAAAAAAAAAAUGCAAUAAGGGGAAGUUUUGGAGUUUAUUUUUUAUUUUAAAAGAAUAUUGACUUAUUUACCACAAGCUAUUUUUUUUCCUUCUGGCUUAAAGGUUUGUAGAGACUGGUUUGGUAAAUGCUAAACUUUUGUGUCUUUUGCCUUUUUAAAGGAAUUGUUAACAUUGGAAUUGAGGGUAUGUACAGAGAAGUUGGUGUCAACACCAUUUAAAAACAUAUUUUUUCACAAGUAUAGAAAAAUCAUUUUACAUAAGAAUUUUAAGUAUUUGCAAUAAAUAUAUGUAUAUAGAUUGUAUGUAUUCAUAUAUUCUUAUUUUUCAUUUUAUUAUUAAGUAAAAGAUAAUUAAAGUGAAAAUGAACAACCGUGGAGUUUUUGAUGCAUCUUGAGGUCUGACAUACAUGUGAAAGUGGUGUGGGUGAGGGCCCUCAGUUGUUGCCUUAUACUACUAUUGGAAGAUUACCAACAGAUUGCACAGAAGAUAGUAAAAUGAGAAAUUUGUGAUAAAUCAGGGUAGUGUAUUUCUUUCAGAACUCUAGUUAAAAACAUUACGUUCUCCCAAUCUGUCUGUCUCUGUGCUUUCACCUUUAAAUUUGUUUUCUCUCCUAACCACCUCCUGCUGGGAAAGUGCAUUUUUUUAAUGUAGUCUGCUUCUAAGACAAAGAAUGAUAAGGAAAUACCUGUAAGGGGGGAAGUAGGUUUUUCUUUUUUCACAGAGGUUAAUUCAUUAACCUCUGCCACCACCUUCAGGCCAUAGGGUUUACAUGAAGAAAUAAUCUCGUGAAGAUAAUAGAAAUCAUUCUGUUUUCCUUCUUUGAGAAGUGAAUUUCAUAGCCGGUUUUAUGUUUUUUCCAAUUGAUCUGGAGAUAGAAGUGCUAAGAAAACUUGAAUGUUGCUCUUCCUAAUGCCAAGAAAUAUGUUUAUGGAAAUGAGGACCGAGCCAAAUGUUAGAGGAGAGGUUAACCACAUACCUAGAGGUAACCUGGAGUCCUGCUCUCCAGAAGUCAUUUUGAGAUUGUAAAUAUUUAGUUCUAGGAUAUGACUGAGGAGCAGAAGGAUACCUAGUCAGUCGUUGGAAAUAAAGAUAUAUAGCCCGUUCUUUAAAAAUGAAUAAUAUAUAGCUUUAUUGGUGACCUGAAAGGAAGUAAGGUCAGAGUUUGAAUAAUAUAUCUUAAUGACCUAUGAAACACUUAAUUGUAGUUUACUAGUUCUCCCCAUAAUUGCUGUGGUGAAAAAUUGCAAUUUUUGGAAAUUAGAAUACAUAAAUACUUAAAGGAGUAUGCCACUUUGGGUAUACUUAUCUUCCUGACCAGGGAUAAAGCGCAUGCUCCCUGCAUUCUGGGUGCAGAGUCUUAACCAGUGGACCAACAGGGAAGUCCCAAGAAUGUUUUCCUAAUAGCCUUAUUUUUUAAAAAUUGAAAACUCAUACAUAGGGUUGCCCAAACAUGUUGAAAAUAGACGCCUAAGAGAACAGCACUAAAUCUUUGCUGGAAAAACACUAUUUCUAAAGGAAAAAAAUCCUCAGGGAACAUGUGCCUCAUAAUUCCCAUAUUUGGUAGAUAAGAAUGAAAGUGAAAUAUUUCAAAGUGUGUGAACCAAUUCAUGAUAACCAUUUAUAAAAAUGUGCCAUGCCCCCCCCCCCAAUUUCUAAUGCAUACUUAGUGUUAUUCCUACCUACCUCACGGGAAGUAAAAUUCAUGUUCAGGUAGUGACAUAGGACCUCAAGGACUGGAGUUGAUUGAGAAAGCAAUACACCAGAACACAGCUUCAAAUUGGAUCCCCAGCUUUCCUUUAUUUACAUCACAGAGUCUUAGAAACCUGUGUUCAUUGCUUUUUAACACUAGUUGACCAAGAGUGGUCUCCACAAAUCAGAUUCCACAGUGUUUUCUAGUUGUUUCUGUACAUAAAUCAUGAUGUUCGAAUAUCUUUUGAACACCUAUGUGUGAAGCACUGUGCUAAAUAAGCAAAGGCAAAAGCAGUCAUGUAAACGGCUUUCCUAAAGGAGUGACCAUAUAGCAUGUGUCUAGUUCAGAGCUCAAGGAGUAGUAUAUGCUACUUCCCAAGAUACAUUGGUAAUUUAAUAAGAGUAAAUGAAAAAAAAAUGAACUAUGAAAUAGAGGUCGUUGAGGCACUGAGCAAAGCACAGUGGCAAAACAGGAAGAAAGAAAAGGGGCAUUGCCCCUGCAUGAAAAUUGAGUGUGGAAGUGAGCCAGGUUGAUAAAAUUUGUCACCUUUUGACCACUAUCAUUUGAAGAUCUAGAGAUUAAUAGAAAUUUCAAGAAAUCUCUUGGUAAGACCAAGGUUAAGAAAGUCAUUCUGUUCAGUAUGUCAGUAAAGAUACUUCAUCUCAUUUUCAGCUAACACUUUUUUAACAGUUUGGUGAAUAAAGCAGCUUUCCUGUCAAACUCAAAAUAAGCUAAAGGAAAUAAAAGAGCUUGAUUUCCAUCUUGUAAACAGGUGAGAAGGAGGUGUAUUCAUUUAAAACUUAAAAAGAUAUUUUCAUCCCCUUUCCCCUCCAUUAUGGAUAAAAUUAAUGUUCUUUUCAUUCUAAUAUUGUAGAGUUGACUUUUUCCACAGAACUUGAAUUAAAAGAGGCUUCAGCAGGACACUUGCCCUUAUAAAGUGGCCUAAAUCCUAAUUCUUUAUGACUUUCCAGUAGAAAGAUUUUAAAAGGAUAAAUUUAUUUUCUCAGUGCUUAUUUUUGAACUUUCUUUACCUGGAUUAUGGGUUUGCAGCUUGAAUUUCUGUAUUCCAAAAUAUCCAUGUUCACCUUUCAGUAAAAAAGGUAUUAAGUGUAUUCCACCAUGUAAUCCAGUCUCAAUUCUGUCCAGGAAGCAAGAGGGUGGAUACCCUAUGUUUUCCUUAUACGUAAUGACCUUAAACAGAAGACUAGGUUCCUUUUAUAAGGACUGUAUAAGCUAAGGAAUCUCUGUACCACUGUGUAUCUCUCAGUCUUAAUCUAAAAAGGGCAUGCCUACAAACAUUUGCUUGUCACAGAUUAAACUUGGAAGAGAGAGCUGAUCAGCUGUUGAGGUGGGCUGUGACUAGAUAACCGGCACUCAUGAAGAAUAACUGCAAAGUCAGCUUUUCUGGUUCUUCAAGCUCAAAAAAAACUGAAGGGAAAAUCCUGAUUUUCAUCUUGGCUGCAAAGCUUAGUGAGUGCCUAGGGAAAAAGAAAGAAAUCCAAGAUUGGAUUUAAGAUAGAUUAAAACUGAAAAUUAUUUUUAUCCUUUUACUGAAACUUUUUUUUUAAGGUUUUGGAUUCCUAUAAUAUAAUGAAUUGCCAUGAGUGGAACAUGGAAUUUGAUGUGAGGCAUUUUGUGGGCUAAGUGAUGGUUUUCUAUUGGACUAUAUUAUCUAGGGACAGCUUUUGCCACUGCUCAGCAUUUAAGGUUGUGCACCUGUGGCUAAGUGAUGCAGACAUUGGCUCAGACAAAUUCUAAACCAACUAGAGCACUUGGAUCCUCUUUGUAAAUAUUUAAUAUUCAGAUUAGCCCAAUAAGAAAGCAAUGCACUAAAUGCUAUUAAAAUACCUGGAGAUACUUUAGAACUAUUAUUAUAUGCACAGUCUAUGUCCUUCCUAUGGAAAGUGUGGUAUGUAAAAUCUUAUAUUUCUUGGGUCAAUUCUUUAAAAAAAAAAAAAAAACAGUGUCUAAUGUUUUCAGAGCUUAGAAACACUAGAGUUGGACUUGAACUCCAUGUCAGCCAUUGUUUUCAUUUUAGGUUUUCAGGCGUAGUGGUUUGAAAGGAACCCAGCUGAAUCCACAUGUAACCAUUUUGAACAAGCUUUAAAUUAAUGAAACUUACAGAGUCUCAAAACUGGUUUCCUGUUCCUUGUAUACAGAGACAGAAUCUGCACUGAAAAGGACCUGACAGUUUUACUCUGAUAAUAAUAUUGAAGAGCAAGUUUGUUAUUAGAAAGUUUGUUAUGAAAUUUUUAGAACCCAUGAAAGAUCUAGAGUACAUGAUAAAUGAAACUCUAGAAAUUAAAAACUUUUAACCAUAAGUGCUAUGACCUAUUUUUUUUAAACCCAUAUUAAUUCUGUGAUUCAUUACAUCAUACCCUAAGACUUUCACCAGCACCAAGAGAAAUCAGAAUGGAAGAAAUGACCUUAGUUGGUCUUACUUUAAAAUUUUUGUACACAUAGGCCUUAGCACUUUGACAGAUAAAGCUCUGCCUUUUAGCUCCUUCUCACUCUUGUCUUUAUUCUUCCUACUUUUAGACUGUUCCUCUUAUUGGUCGUAUAAAACUACCUUCAGGAUUGAAUGUAUAAUAAUGUUUCUGCACAUGGACAAACUGCAUUUUAUCUUAAUGACUCAUUUUGUGUUGAAUAAAGGCAUACCGUUUUA